UCACAAGUUGUACAAGGUUCGAGUGGCCAGUCGCGAGUUGUGUGCCAGUGUGUACACACGCACCAGCCUCCUAAAGGUUCCUCACGAGUGCACUCACGCCCGAUUCGCGCGUCUAUACGUGAUUUAAUUAGCCUAAGGAUUUUCAUAGACACGAAGGUGGCGUGAGGGCGCGCUUCCAAGAUGGCGGCGACCAAGUACUCGCACCCCUUCAUGCAGGGGCUGAAGUCGCUGCCCCAGGAGUAUGAGGAGGAGAUACAGCAGACCAGAGAGUGGGUGAAGAGCCAGCCGCACCUGCCGUACAUCUCAGACGAGUACCUCGUGCUGUUCCUGCACUCCAACUACUACAAGGUCAAGGAGACCAAGGAGACCAUCGAGUACUACUUCACGCACCGCACCAACACGCCAGACCUCUUCACCAACCGCGACCCGCUCUCGCCUAGGAACCAACAGAUAUUGGAUAUUGCCCACAUGAUCGGCCUCCCGAACAAGACAUCCGAGGGCUACCACGUGCUUCUCUACCGGCUCUCGGACUUCGACUACAGCAAGCUGAACUUCGCGGACGCCGUGCGGGUGUUCUGCAUGUUCAAUGACGUGAAGCUUUCCGAAGACAGGCUGUCGGACGGGUACAUCGUCAUCUUUGACAUGAAGGGCUGCAGUCUCGGCCACCUCACGAGGGUCACGUUGCCGGCGCUGAGGGCGUUCAUGGUUUACAUUCAGACCGCGCACCCGUGUCGUCUGAAAAAGAUCCACGUGGUGCAUACAGUCUCGUUCAUCAACCAGGUGAUGUGUCUGGUGAAGCCUCUGAUCCACUCCAACCUGCUCAACCUGCUCAACUUCUGCUCCGAGGGCCCCGCCGCCGUGGUCGACAAGGAACUGCUACCCGAAGACUACGGCGGCCCCCUGCCCCCCGUCAAGGACUUCCACGCCGAACAACGCAAGAACAUGGAGGAAACCUACAGAGACUGGCUUAUAGAGACGGAAAUGUUUAAGGUUGAUGAGAAGAAAAGAAUCAAGAAGCCCAGUAAAGGCUUGUUCGCUAGCUUGACCAGCAGUUUCAAAAGUUUAGACAUCGACUGAUGCUGCGUUAGUGAUUUUAGGGACCUGAACUCGUGUAUCUGUUAAAUUCUUUAUGGUGCUGACUUGCGUUUUUCACUCGUUUGGUCUUCCGGUAUACACUGUUUUCUCAAAUU
Messenger RNA from Cydia amplana, 1190 nucleotides. Its product is annotated as clavesin-1-like. The coding region runs from base 181 to 1077 and encodes 298 amino acids. The transcript has 6 exons. NCBI's taxonomy places the organism in Eukaryota, Metazoa, Arthropoda, Insecta, Lepidoptera, Tortricidae. Gene Ontology annotation, molecular function: phosphatidylinositol bisphosphate binding. Gene Ontology annotation, cellular component: membrane. The record is from RefSeq and is a predicted model, not a curated record.